AUGGCUUCCAUCCUCCGCGCCUCCUCGGUCUGGGUCUGCCUCUUCUUGCUCUUGGCGGCCGUGAAUGGCCAGGAUGACUUCGACAUCGGGGAGGAGAGGAAGACCCACCUGAACUUCUUCUUCCACGACAUCGUGAGCGGCCCCAAUGCCACGGCGGUCGCCAUCGUGCAGUCGUCCGUGAUGAACUCGACGGCCGGCCGCUUCGGCCUCGUCGUCAUGGUCGACAACGCGCUCACGGAGGGCCCCAACAUCUCCUCCAAGCUCAUCGGCCGAGCUCAGGGCUUCUAUGCCACGGCGUCGCAGGGGGAUCUCGCACUGCUGAUGACCAUGAACUUCUAUUUCAUCGACGGAGUCUACAACGGCAGCACGCUCGCCAUACUGGGGAGGAACAGCGCCGCCUCACAGACCAGGGAGAUAUCCGUCGUCGGCGGCACCGGCUACUUCCGCCUCGCGCAAGGCUAUGCCAUAGCCAAGACGGGCUCAUGGAACGCCACCUCAGGAGACGCCGUCGUGGAGUACGACGUCUACGUCGUCCACAAGGGGCCGGCAUCGGCGAGCACUUCGAACCCCGGUGGAGCUCCCGGUUCCGGCCAGACGUCUGCAGGCUCCCGGAGCACCGUUUACUUCCCCGUGCUGCUACUCCUCCAGGCGGCGUAUUUCCUCUGUUUCCUCGGGCAUUGA
This is a messenger RNA of Spirodela intermedia, 681 nucleotides long. The record is from the annotation of a GenBank genome assembly. NCBI's taxonomy places the organism in Eukaryota, Viridiplantae, Streptophyta, Magnoliopsida, Alismatales, Araceae.